This is a messenger RNA of Rotaria socialis, 1278 nucleotides long. NCBI's taxonomy places the organism in Eukaryota, Metazoa, Rotifera, Eurotatoria, Philodinida, Philodinidae. The record is from the annotation of a GenBank genome assembly.
AUGUUCUCAAAUCACGUCUAUAGCUAUCCACCACAAUAUAAUGAAAAUAUAUUAACACAAAAUUUAGCCGGUCUUUCUCUCAAUUCUGUGCCAUCACAACAAGACUCACAAUUACGACAAAAUUUUGAUUUUGGAUCAUUUCAAUUUCCACAACAGCAACAACAACAACAACAAAUACCCAUUGAUAUUGGCGGGUAUGCUCCACCAUCACUCGAUGAAUCAAAUGCAAAAUGGUCAUCGCCAGAUGAUGCCAAUGUUUCCUAUCAGCGUGGAUCGACUUUUGUUCGUCAAUAUAAUAAUUCGAGUAUUGAUGAUUAUUAUAAAAAAUUUGUUCGCCCCAUUACUGAUUAUGUUCCUAUACCAACAAACGGUCAACCAACGUAUGUUUAUCAAAAUUUAGAUGGCCAACCAACAGCACCUGGAACAGUACCAACACAACCGCCUAUCGUCGGAGGUGAAGCACCAAAUACUAGUAAUUUAACCGUAUCAACAAGUGCUUCACAAUCAAAUACAGAUGGAACAGCUGAAGAGAAAAAACAUAAGAAAAAACAUAAAAAACGUUCAUCAAAACAUGGUCAUGGUGAAAGUAGCAAACAUACUGAUAGUGAAAAAGUAACUGAAGAACGAAAAAGUGGAUCAACAAAGCUUGCUGAUCAACAGCAAGUAUCUUCUGCUGCUCCAGUUGUCAACGCGUAUCAGCAACAGCAACAGCAGCAAGUGAUUUCGGCUCCUCCUGAAAAACAAGUACAUAGUGCCAGUACUCAGAUGCCUAUGAAGCAUGACUCCAAUCCAGUUGUCUAUUUCGAUAUUGAAAUCGAUGGUGAUUCACGAGGUCGUCUUGUUAUGGAACUCUUUCGUAAUGUCUUACCACGUACAGCACAAAAUUUUCUAUCAUUAUGUUUAAAUGAUCAUGGUUUUGGCUUCCGGCUAUCAUACUUCCAUCGAAUUAUUCCAGGUUUUAUGGCUCAAGCUGGAGAUUUCGAAAAAUCAAAUGGCACAGGUGGCUAUUCAAUUUAUGGAGAAAAAUUUGAUGAUGAAGGUUUUCCAUAUACACAUGAUCGUGCUGGUCUUUUGUCAAUGGCAAAUAGUGGCCCAAAUACAAAUGGAAGUCAAUUUUUUAUUACAUUUGCUCCAUGUCCACAUUUAGAUAGGAAACAUGUUGUUUUUGGACAAGUUUUACAAGGCUUUCAUUUAUUGAACGAUCUAGAAAUGAGUGGAUCAGAUAAUGGUGAGGUAUCCCGAGAAGUUAAGAUUGCAAAUUGUGGUUCACUUCAAUAA